AUAAUGAAAGCCGGACAACUUCAGUUUUCGAACGAACAAAACUCUGAGAACAAGAAUAAAGAUUUAGAAGGCUUCUUUGAGAAUGAUGAUACUCAGACUAACGGAGAUUUGACCAAUCAAGAUAAAAGAAGUGAGCUUUCCCCAGAUGGAAAGUUAAAUAAUAAUCUUCCAGGGACAAAGCCUCUUCCUUUGAUCAGAGGAAAGCAUUCGCUUAACCCUGAUAUGAAAUUUGGGUGGAAGCCUAAUAUUGAUGUUGCAGUUCCACCUGUUCCUCUUUACUUUGACUUCUUAAAACAUCCUUAUGAAGAAUUCUCAGCCUGAUGAUAUUAUUACAACGGGUUCCGGCCGCAGACAAGUUUUCAGAUGCAUGAAGAAUAUGCGAAUAAGAAGUGUAACUCCUACACAUUUUCAUUUCCGAACCAUCAUAAGAUUGGUAAUUUCAAGUAUGAAGGAGCAUACGAAAAGCUACUUAAAUUCUGAAGUGAAGAGGAUGACAGAGAGUUUGUCGGAAUGAACCCUAUCCUAAUCAACAGUCAGUUCAGCUUUGACUCCAAAUUCGAAGGUGGUAACCUUGAUUUGGUACUAAAAGUUGAUAAUAAGAACAAUUACUUCAAUUGAUACCUUAGGCCUGAUUCUAAUUCCAAUGGGAAUACCCAUUGGUUUUAUUUUUCAGUGACUAAUAGGUAUAAGCACCAGAAGAUAACCCUCAAUAUUGCGAACAUGACUAAAUAUUCUAGCCUGUAUAACCAAGGGAUGACACCUAGUGUGUUUUCUCUGGAGAGAUACAAGCACAAGCGGACCAAAUGGCACCGAGUGUCUAACGAGGUUGAGUACAAGCGCAUCCUCAGGAGAGGCAGACCAUUUUACACUUUAGAGUUCGAGUAUGAAUUCGAAUAUGAUAAUGACACUGUCUGGUUUGCUACCUCUAUUCCUUAUACUUAUUCAAUGCUUUUGAAGUAUAUCAAAUCUAUUGAAGAUAGGAUAGUUAACCCAGUCAAGGAGAUAGAAGAGAAGUCAAAACUUGGAGGAAUGGCUUUUGGCGAAUACAUUAAACCAAAGAAAACACAUACGAAUUAAAAUAUGAGAAAUAAAGUCUUUAGGGAAAAGUUUAGGUGGGCUGAAUAUUCCAAUGAUAGAGAUUACUAAUUAUAACUGAUCAAAAGUUGACCUUGCUAGAAGAAAAAUUGUGCUCAUUUGUGGUCGAGUCCAUCCUGGUGAAGCCAAUGCCAGCUGGAUCACUCACAGAAUUAUCGGCUAUCUCCUUAGUAACUCCCAAAUCGCUAAGGGGCUCAGAGAUAGAGUCAUCUUCCAGAUUGUUCCAAUGAUCAACCCUGAUGGAGUUGUUCUUGGAAACCACAGGUGAUCACUCUUGGGCAGAGACAUCAACAGAGGGUUUGAACACCCGAACUCGAAGCUGGAGCCUGAGCCAUAUGCUAUGCGUAAGCAUAUCAAGAAGAUCCAGAAGGAAGCGAUUGAGUUUGGAAGGUUCAAUAAAAUACUAGCAUUUAUAGACAUCCACUCACAUGCUAACCGUAAAUCAAUCUUUAUGUACGGACCUCACUAUCCUUUACACUCCAGUAACUACAUGAAAAUUCGAGUUAUUCCCAAACUAAUGAGUGAACGAACCCCUAUGUUCCGUUUCUACUCAUGUAAAUUCAGAUCUGAGCAAUACAAAGAGAACUGUGCUAGGCUUUCUCUAUGGAGAGACUUCAAAAUUCAGACUAGUCUUACAAUAGAGAGUUCUUAUCAUGGCUAUUUAGAUGAAGAUAGAGACACCAAAGUCCUCAACGAAGCCAACCUCCAGUACUUUGGUCAAGCUUUCUGUCAAAGUCUCUUCGAGUACUUACUCAUUAUUGAGGAAAACCGCAAACAGAAACUUGCACUAGCCAAGAAGAUUUUGAAGAAGCGAAAGUUUCAGCGCAGAAGAACUGUCAGAGAAAUACUCGGCGUUGACCAAGAAGAAGAAUAUCACAUUGAUGACAAGCCUGACUCCAAUGCAGAAGUGUCACUGAAGUCACGUAAACGCACCACCAAGACCAAGUCACCACGCAAGAGAGACGACAACUUGGAUUCAUCGAGAUCGCACAGUCAAAGCAACAAGUCGCAAGGCAAGCAAGAAGAGAAGUCACAGAAGUUGCCAGAUUUAGAGAUCAGCAAGAUGUUUGUGCAGUCAUCGAGUCCAUCAGUGGAGAGGGGGCUGGAGGAGUCUGAGGCAGAUCCACAACUGCAGACACAGAAUCCCAAUGAAGCUGAGUUCUUCAAGAAAUCUGAUAAGCAAACAAUUAAAAGAGAAAGAAGCGAUCUCAUCAAGAGAGUUAGCCCUAAUCUUGAAAAUAGUUUACAUAAAAACUCACUAUUCGACAAGAGGAAAGAUAAAUCCUUUAAUAGCAACAAUAAAUCUAAAGAUUCAGAAUCAUGAUUUUCGAGUAGCGAUGAUGACCUGGAAAUAGAAUCUUCAAGCUCAACUCCUACUGCAAGUGAGGAUAUUUUAGAUCCGAAAUUCUGUUCUCCAAAAUACGAUCAAACUCAAGAAAACGAAGUUGAAGAAAGCUUCAGCGAAUCAUUUGAAGAAGUAAUAUUAGGCAAGCCUCAAGGAUAUGGACUACUAGCCCUCCCAAAUGGAAUAAUAAUGGAAUAUGAAAUACCAGAAUGUUCAAAAAGAAAUAAAGGAAAUCUAAAGAGACUUGAUAGCCUCUUCUCAAACUUUGACCGACUUUCCCAAAAGGAUGAAUCUUCUAAGAAUUUUACUCCAAUUCAAAGGAACCUAUCAAGCCUCAAAGAAAAGGAGGAUAACCAGUCUAGUACGUAUAAAAAUGUGGGAGGACUUUCGGCUAUCAAGGAAAGACAUGAUCUUGAGAAUUCUAAUUCCAGUGAGAUCAUGGACAAACCAAUCCGAUCCCUCAGAGAACUCUAUACUGGCAUCAAGAAGGACAUGAACAAGAGAAAGCAGAUUAAGAAAAAGAAAAGAGAGGAAGUUAAAGACCUUGAUUCUAGCGAAGAAAGCUUCUCUACCUGUCAAGAGGAGGAUUAUGAGAUAGACACUUUUCAAAAGCAAAUCCUUGAAGAUAAAGUUUAUAAACUUAUCACCCACUGGAACGACAUUGAUUAUAUCAAGAACCACCAUGAGGCAUUCUGAAGUCCUGAGAAAAAGCUCAAGAUUGAGGAAGAAAAACGAGCUAAGAAAAAAGCUUCUUCCAAGAAGAAAUCUGUAAAGCCGAAAAUAAUUGAUACACCAAAAUAAAGUAGAUCCACCUAUCACUAGAGAGAAGAAGGUGAUUAAGCCAGCCAAGACUAGUAAGGUUAGAUCUGUAACUAAGCCAAAAAAGAGAUUUAUCAAGGGGGAAGCUCAUAUGUUUAGAAGUCCAGUGAUGAUUCAAGAUGCAAACAGAGCGACAUAAUUCUCUUUACUAACUCUCAUUUUGGUGUUUCACACACCAAAC
Moneuplotes crassus is the source of this 3440-nucleotide messenger RNA. NCBI's taxonomy places the organism in Eukaryota, Ciliophora, Spirotrichea, Euplotida, Euplotidae. The record is from the annotation of a GenBank genome assembly.